Messenger RNA from Sciurus carolinensis (gray squirrel), 2779 nucleotides. It is a transcript of the gene Smim44, whose product is annotated as small integral membrane protein 44. The record is from RefSeq and is a predicted model, not a curated record. The coding region runs from base 295 to 822 and encodes 175 amino acids. Lineage: Eukaryota; Metazoa; Chordata; Mammalia; Rodentia; Sciuridae. The transcript is spliced from 7 exons.
CCCCAGGGAAGCGCCUGCAGCCUGUCCUGUCCUCACGGCCCACUCCUGUCAGGCCCGGAAGUGGUCCAGGGGUGGUUCAGAGCCUGCUGGCGCCCAGCCUGCUCCCGGGUCCUCUGCGGGGCAGCCCUUCCAGCCCAGGACAGGUCUGCCUCCUGUGUCCCCAAAGCCACAAACCAAACGGCUGUCAGAAAAUCGCAACGCAAGUGGCACCUCCUCGGGGACAGUGUCCCAAGCCCUGGCCUCCGCCCUGCAGACCCCGCCCCGUGCUGCUGCCAGCCUCUGCCAGCCCAGGGCAUGCGUCAGCGCAGUGCGAACACAGCAGCUGGGCGCCCACAGCCACCCGCACCCGCCUGCCCCGGCCGCCCAUGGCCGAAGGCGGCCGCCAUGCCGGGGCUGGCAGACGAGGAGCCGGAGGACUGGAGCGCCGCCCCCCCCAUGUACGAGGAGUACCGGCCACCCCCCCUGGACACCAUCCGCCUGCCCAGGCACGGGCUGUACCUGCUGAUAGCGGCCAUGCUGGUGCUGGCCGUGGCCUACGCCAUCGUUGGGCACCUCAUCAAAGACCUGGCCCAUGACCUGGCCGACUGGGCAUUUGGCCCGAAGCCCGGCCAGGAGCAGGCGCCUCGCCCAGAGCGGGCCAACAGCGUGGCCGGUGAGGAGCUGGAGGAGCUGGAUCUGCAGCUGGCCCUGGCCUGGAGGGAAGAGGAGGACGCCGGUGGCGCUGGAGAGGGCGUCCCCUCGGAAGCCCCUGCCCGAGACCCCCAUCUUCCCUCCGGCGCCUUCAGGGACCCUCCGGCCCGGAGCCCCUGGAAGCUGGAAUGAGCGGGCCCUGGACCCGGCGGCAGCCCCUGGGACCUGGCGUGCGGGACCCGUGGUCCCCAGAGCCGUCCUGCACUGACCCGCCCCAACCCUGGGAGGGGGCCCCCUUUCUGGGCUGGAGGGCUCCGCGGCUGGACGCUGGCCAUUGCCGUCCAUCCUGCCCCCCAGAGCCCGACCCCACUGGGCCUCAAGCAGGCUGCCCGCCGUCUGUAGUGAAGAGCAGCGAGCCUCUGAGAUUAAAGCGUGCUCAGCCCUCUGCUAGCGCCUGGACUGCUGAGUGGCCCUGCCCUGCCUGGGAACGUUGACCCUCUGCCUGGACAGGUCCCACGCGGGGCCAGUGAGCCCCAUCCCCCUCGCACCCGUCCCCGCCUCAGUCCCCGGCCUGGUUGCCUGGGGCUCCUGGUGUCCAGAUUCGACUGUGCGCCCCGGAGGGCGGCGCUGGGGCCUCCUUCCCUGGGAUGGGGCACACAGCAGGAGCUUCAUGUGUGCCUGCAGGGCAGCAUGGAGCGGCCCCACGGCUGGUCCUGGGGCUGCGUGUCUGGGCUCCGUCUUAGCUCUGCCCAGAGGUCAUGGUCAGAAUCCCUGUGUAUGCAGUAGGUACUCACACGUUGUGUCGAGGGCUUUGGGCCUUCUUGCACGUGCCGGGGCCGUGGCUGCUGGGGUGGGUGCCCCUCUGCCCGGGCAGGGCUUGCUGUCUAAUCAGCCUGAGGACCAAGGCCAAGGCCGCCAGCGCCCGGGUGGGGCUCUGACUCACCUGCCCGUGUCCCCGUCCCACAGCCAGCCCAGCACCCAGACCUGGUGGUGGACGGAGGCCCUGCGGCCCAUGGGCUGCCCCAGGCUGGUCGGUGCUGGCUGCCCCUCCGUCCCCUCUGGCUGUGACCGCACGGGGCUGCUCUGGGCUCUGUAUCUCGGGCCACCAGAAGGAAAUGGGCAUCAUGUGUCGGACCACCAGUGGGGGCCCGGCGUGCGCUGGCCAGACCUGGGGCCGAGGUCCCGGGCCAGUGGGGUGCCAGGGCCUCAGCAGCCCCACAGGGCGUGGGCAGCGGGCAGAGGGGGCGGCCCCAGGGCGGGGCGCGGGGAGGGCCGCUCCCGGGUUAAUGUCACACCGGGUCCAGAGUCUGCCCGGGGGCGUGGGCAGGAGCCAGCUGGGUGCCAGGCGCCAGGCCUCGGCCAGACCGGCUGCCGUCACCGCGGGGCUCCGGGUCCCGCAGCUGCCGCCGUCUGUCGCGACGCAGGGCCAGUGACAGACCUGGUUGCGCUGCCGGCUUGUGGGCGAUGAGGGCCCUGGGGACACUGGUCGUGCUGAGCACCUGGCUCCUCUCGCCCGCCCGGGCCCAGGCCGCGGAGCGGCACCUGAAGCCCUGGCUGGUGGGCCUGGCGGCCGUGGUGGGCUUCCUGUUCCUGGUCUUCCUGCUCAUGCUGGCCAACCGCGUCUGGUGCUCCAAGGCCAGAGCUGAGGACGAGGAGGCCACCUUGAGGAUGGAGCCCAGCGUGCAGCAGGACGAGAGCCCCAGUAAGGGACGCAAGAGGGAGAAGAAAGGGAAGGAGAGAGAGGCCGAGGAGGGAGGAGAGCGCAACCUGGCGCUGGAGCUGGAGGAGCGGGAGCCGGGAGCCAGGAGGACGGCGCUCUGAGCAGCCCCUGCGGCCGCACCGGGAGACCCGCAGGAUGCCACGGGAGUCGGCGCCCUGUCCCCGAGGGAAGGGGGCGGGGACCACCGCCUCCCGAGGUCGCUCUGGUGUGGGCCGGCCCGUCUGCGCUGCCCGGGCAUUCCCGCACUGCGGGGCGCCCCGGCCCGGGGACGCUGCCCCUCCCCACGGUCUCACGGCUCCACGUGUCUCUGCCCACUGCCUGGUUUCUUUUCCCUUCGCCUAAUGUCUGUUGGCCAGAACUUGCCCCUUCCCACAGGCUUGGGGUCUCUGGGGCCCCCGGGCCUGCAAUAAACAGCCGACAGGAACCCUC